Messenger RNA from Drosophila rhopaloa, 2967 nucleotides. RefSeq names its product zinc finger protein 99 (gene Plzf). The record is from RefSeq and is a predicted model, not a curated record. The coding region runs from base 480 to 1901 and encodes 473 amino acids. The transcript is spliced from 2 exons. Lineage: Eukaryota; Metazoa; Arthropoda; Insecta; Diptera; Drosophilidae. Gene Ontology annotation, molecular function: protein binding; RNA polymerase II cis-regulatory region sequence-specific DNA binding; DNA-binding transcription factor activity. Gene Ontology annotation, biological process: regulation of transcription by RNA polymerase II.
AAUAUAUUUGGCACGAUCAGAAUUGUAUGCUGAUUAUUAAUAAAUGACAAAAGGUCGGUUCUGCUAUCAAACUUUCUCUUAAUUGAGAAAACGAAAAUUAAAAAUUGCAACUCGAAGUUUUGUAAAAAACAUUUCAUUAAUUAUACAAGAUAAUUUCCAAAUAAAACAUAACAAGUAAAUGUCUCCAUUUAGAGCAAAGCUAUUAAUUAUUUUGUUUGCUUUUAAAAGUAUUUUAAUUUCUUAGAAUUGAUUUAAAAAGAUUAUAGGCAAAGAUCAGAAAUUGAUGCUGGAUCUAUAUAUACAUUCAAAAUUAUUAUUUGUAACGAACAUAAAUACUAAUCAGUAUUUGAAAUAUACUUGGAAGUAUUUUCAGCAAACCGCUGCCUACCACACUGUUUAACAGCUGUUUUGGCGUCCUAUUGAAAACAUUAACUUAUUUUGAUUUUAUUGUGGACUGGGGCAAUAUCCAAAUACAAGCUAUGGAAAUGCUCCAUUCUCAGGCGAUGCAAUCCGUACCCACUCUACAUCAGCCGCUGCACUCCAAGGUGUCGAAUUACCUGAACAAUCAGCGGAGAACCGGACAGUUUUGUGACCUGCUCCUGGAACUGGAUUCGGAUGACUCCCUUAGCCUGAGUGUCCAUUUCUGCGUGCUGGCCGCCCAGAGCCAGUUGAUAAACACCAACCAAAAGCAGCAGCAGUUUUCCAUCCACAAUCCCCUGAAGAUCACCAUCCGGAAUUUCAGCUGCACUCAGUGCCUGCACACAAUUGUAGACUUCUUCUACGAAGACAUAGUCUCCGUGUCCAAGGAGCACGAGCUCCACUUCCGAGAGUUGGCGCAAAUCUUGGCUGUCACCGAACUGCUAAAUCUCUACCAGUUGCAGCCUUUGGGAGAGGUGAAGGAAACUUCAGAGAUUACGGCUCCUGGAGAGGUGGAACAAAACCUGGAGCCAGCAAGAAAAGUAGAUGAUUUGUUUGAAAAUCGACAAAGUUACUUUAAACUAAAGAACCCAAGGGCCGUGAAAUCCAGCAGUAAGGUGAACUACUGCAUUGGCUGCGACUACAAAUGCUACCAGGUGCAGAAGAUGAUCGAGCACAUGGGCAGUUGUGAGCCCUCGCAUCUGACCUGUUCCCUGUGCGAAGUGGGAUUCCUGGACUGGCGGGAGUACGACACACAUCUUCGCAGGCACUCAAAUGACCUUCGCAAACCCUUCUUCUGCCUGCAAUGCGGCAUUCGCUUCACCACUCGAGCUGCCCUGCUCGUCCAUCAGCCCAAGCACUCCACGGAAACGCCGCACAUCUGUCCUCAUUGCGGCAAAGGUUUCAAGUGGAAGCAGGGCCUAAGCAACCACAUCCUGGUGCACAAUCCCGAGAAGCAGAUGCUCUGCGACGUCUGCGGGUACAGCACUACCCACAUGAAGGCCUUAAAAUCCCACAAACUGCUCCACACCGGUGAAUUCUUCGCUUGCACAGUUUCGGGCUGUAAGCAUCGAGCCAAUCGCAAGGAGAACCUCAAGCUACACAUCGAAACCCACAAGCAGGGACGGGAUUUCAUUUGCGAGAUCUGCGGCUGCAAGUUCAGCCAGAGCAAGAACCUCAAGCGACACGCCUUGAAGCACACGGAGAACGGUCCGAAUCGAUACAAGUGCCAGCUGUGUGGGUUUAGUAGCCAUCGUUCCGACAAGAUGAAAGAGCACGUGCAGCGGGUGCACACGGAAAAGGCGGUGCAAUUGGAGCUCUCUGAGACGGUGGACAGUUCCUUUCCCGACGACUUUGAUCUGCCUGUAAUUGAGACUUUGUCGACGCCUAAAAAGAAACCCAAGAAAGUACUGAGAACGGCGAAAAGGGAUACCAAUUCUGACAAGCGACUGAAAACUCUACUGCCCAAGGAGACGGUUAAAUAGAAAUAAAACUAGGGGUUAUUAUUAAUGCCUACCAAACAGAGAUUUAUGAAAAGUGAAUUAUCACAUUGAAAAUGGUCAAUUUUAUGAUAAAAGAAGAAACUUUUCUUAAAAUGCAUCAUGUUUACUAACACUUGAUAACCAAACAAGUUGUGAUAUCACAACUUGAGUAGGUUUUCAAAGUGAUCACUCAACUUACAACAGAACUUACAAAUGAAGUAUUUUAGAAAGACCAAUUUAGUAUCAUAAUUAAAAGAACCAGUUUCCCUUUUUAGACAAAAGAGGAACCGUGAAAAGCAUUCAUAAAUGGUUUGAUACCAAUGAAUUGUAAACAAAGUUGUGAUAUAUUGUGGAAGGUUCUUGAACAACAUUGUUGGGUCCGUUCUAUCUUAUCAAAGAAUGUGAUACGAUCUAUUGCGUCGUUUCGAGAGUUCCAGAGGAACUUUUAGAACGAAUAGCUGCUAAAUGACUAACAAGCACGAUAGUUCGCACCUUAUCACCGAAAGAACGCUACGUAACAUCUGUUGGUUAUGUACAUAUAUAAAAACGAUUAGACCAAAACAAACUUAAAGCUUUUGGUUUUUAGAAAUAAACAAAUGAUAUUCGAGUGGGAGGGAACUGGGUCACCCGAUCAAGUUCUAAAGCACCCAACUAAAAAUUAUGCAUUGGUAAUUGAUAAAAUAAUUUUUUUCGGCAAUAUAACGCUUUUUAAAUAGAUUUUUAAUUACUAAGAUAUUUUUGAAAGUAUAAUUUAAAGAUGGUAAUACUCAUUUUUUUUUUGGGUGGCAGGAAAAAAAAUUUUCGCAGUGUAGUGGUGUAUCAGCCAGACUUCAUGUUGCAUUUAGUUCUAUAUUUAAAAUGUGGGGAAAUAAAUGAUGGGUAAAUGCACUUUGGGGGUCGUAUGUACAUUUGUGGGGGCCAAGCCGGGCGGGCGUUACAUAACACUUUUGAAACGUAUGUAUGUAUUAUGAAAAGUUCUUAAAUAAUUAAAAAAAUGGACAAGGCAAAAUAAUAUGUUUGACGAUGUGUGUUUUUUCUUUUUGUUUACCGCGCACUUUGUAAACAACAA